UCUUGCGCGCCCCACGUUGGACCUGAUGCAAGCCGCGCCCGUUGUCUCGGUGCCAACGCCAGCGCCGCCGUCGCCUGCCGACCCGCAGAUCAGCGUGCGCGAGUUCGAGCUGCCCGAGCAGGACCAGGGCUGGAUGCCCAAGCCGGCGAUGCUGCACUCGGGCAAGUCGCGCGCGUGCGCCGUGUGCUUUGCGCCGCUGCAGUACUCCAAUAUGGGCAGCUGGGACGAGUACUUGAAGAGCGAGCUGUACCUCAAGGACCUCCAGCGCAACUUGCUCCAAGACACGUUUGUACGCGGCCUCAUUUGCGGCGACAACUACUUUGGCGACCUCCCGACCGAGCACCGCAUGAACCCGGCACGGCGCGCCAAGUGCCGCCAGAGCGUCAUGGACCACGCGCACCGGACGAGCGCCGGCCGCCUCGACGACGACAAGUGUCUCGUGCGCACGCUCGAAGGCCUCCUCCUCGACGCGCUACCGACAUCCUUCUUUACGUACGUGCUCGAGCGUCGGUUUGCUGUCAUGUUUCACAGCGCAUCCAUCGUUGCCAACAUGAUGCAGUCGGACCGCGUCCAGCGACGCGAGCGCGCGCGCGCCGAGGCCUCGCCGCACGUCGAGCUGCACCACGUGGCCAUCCGCGCGCUCUCGACGCUCCUCGGGUCGUUCGACUAUCGCCACGAGAAUGCGCUCGGCCCGUUCGUCGAGAUGGUGCGCCUUCUGCGCAACUUCCCGCCGCUCUCGCUCUUUUCGUACUGGAGCCCCGAAGAAAAGCCACCGGAGGAAGACGUGGCGCUGACGAAAGACUGCGUCGACGCGUCGUCGUCAUCGGCGCUGCACCCGCCGUCCCUGCUGUUGGAUCCAAGCGACGCUGCGUAUUGGCUCACGCCGCCGCGCUCGGGCACGGUGCUGCUCACGAUCUCGCUCUCGCAGCCGACGACCAUCUCGUCGAUACUGGUGACGUGGCACGGCAGUAGCCAGCCCAGUACGUUUGCGCUGCAGAGCGCGACGACCGCGGCGCCGGCCUUUGCUACCGUCGCCGAGUGGACGCACAAGCCGGGCUCGCCGCUGCCAACGACCUUGCUGUUUCCGCCGCUGCUUCAGUGCACAGCCAUUCGCCUCGUCUUCUCGGGCGUCCCGACGACCAACAAGGAGGGUACGUACGGCCUCUCGUACGUGCGCUUGCUGCGGCCAAGAGAUGACAUUGCGUCGCCGCAAAUCAUCAUGCACGACCUCGAGCGCUGGCUUGUCGAGGCCUCUCGCGUGGAGCCGAGUACGUCGGACGUGGUCAUUGAAGCGUUUGGCGGUCUCCACGCGUGGGCAUUAGCGACCGGAUCGCUCACGGCCAGCGUCCGGUACGUCGAGAUGCUCUUGACGCUGCUUCGCACGGCCCAUGCCCAUUUGGAGAGCUACCUCCUCGCGCAAGGCUGCGCGUUCUACGAGCAGCUGGCACUGCACCACGAAACCGAGCGCGUCCGCGUCUCGCAAGCUACGCCGUCGCACGAGUCCCGGAAGGUCCGCGCCGGGUUUGAAGCGACGCUCUGCUCGGCGGGCACGUCGGUCGAGGACGGCGGGCAGUCGGUGCGCACGCGUGAGACAAGCUACCAGCACGCGCUCGUGAACGCGCCGAUCGCUUCGGGCAAAGCGAGUUGGAAGUUUCGGUUGGACAACGACACUGCCGACGACGAGAUGACGUGCUUUGGCGCGGCGAUCUUGCCCGUGACCGUGAGCGGCUACGACUCGUCGCCGAGCCUCUGGAUGCUCCGCGGCUACAACGGCAAUUUGUAUGCGCGUGGGCACAAGCUGAGUCGGUCGAUCGGCAAGGUGCACCCGGGCGACACGGUCCAGAUCGACGUCGACAUGACGGCGGGCACGAUGGCGUACAGCAUCAACGGCACCGACUUUGGCGUCGUCUUUACCGAUCUGAGCGGCCACGAGGUGUACCCGGCCGUGAGUUUCUACGGCUCGGGCAAGGUCAUUUCGCUUUUGAGCUUGCACAAGUGGGGCGAGACGACGCGCGCGACCAAGAGUGCCGGCGCCGACCCCGUGUACCUCUCGACGUUGAGCGAAUACGAGUUUAGCGUCGGCCACGGGCGGUUUGGCCGGGGCAAUGCGCUUGGGUAUCCUGGCGAGAGCGCGACUGAGGGCGGCCAAGCGCCGACCACGAUCAGCGUAGGCGGCGAGCACCGGCAACGGUCGCUCUCGCUGCACCCGCCGGCGCGCGGCGAGGCGUUUGCGACGUACGACCUCCAAGGCGGCUACGCGAGCAUCGAAGGCGCGGUGAGCAUCAACGACGACGUCGGCGCCGACGUGCUGGCACAGCGAGGGAUUUCCGUCGUGUUUUCGAUUGUCGGCGACACCAAAGUGCUCUGGAAGUCACGGCCCGUGACGUCGCCGUCGUCACUCGAGCCCUUCCACGUCGACAUUCGGUUCGUGCGCAUGCUCGAGCUGCGCAUCAGCUGCAGCGGCUCCAACCACGGAGCUCAUGCGAUCUGGGUCGACCCGUUCGUGAUGACGGUCGACGACUGGGUGUGCCACCACUGCGAGUUUAACAACAAGGGCGGACAAGGGCGGUGCGCCAUCUGCCGCGUCGGGACGCGCGCCGACGCAUCCUCGCCGUCAUCGUCGUCACAUGCGCCAGCGUCGGACAAAGAUGACGAUGACGUGUUGACGCUGGUGACAACGCGUGACGCGCUCAAAGCCGCCGGCGUAUAUGGCGUCGACGAGAUUGCGACUGCGAUCCUGAGCAAGCUGCAUGGGCUGAGCCAGACGCUAACGUGUACGCCGAGCUACCACGUGCAGUUCGAAGAAGCGUACUGUCUCCAGCCCCAUGCGACGACGCUGGACGUGCUCUUGGCGCAACUCACCAGGACGUUGUCGGCGCUGCCAACGCUGUGCGACCGGCCGUUAGCUUUGGCGAGCCACCGCGCGUGGCUCUACAUUGAGCUUAUUGGCGCUCAGCUCGCGAAUAUGGAGACGUACGCACUGCCAUCGGAUGCGAUUGCGCCGUCGCUCUUGACGUCGAUCCGCACGACACUCGAGAGUGUCGCCAGCGUGCAUUUGAGCAACCCGCUGUCGCCCGCGCUCAAGUCCAAGGCGUGGCCGUCCCAGCCGCGGCACCAGAAGCUCCAAGUGACUGCCGCCCAGACGCUCAUGUCGGGUCUCUCGCUUUUGUACCCGUCGCCGUGGGACCGGACGAGCUUGCUCUUGACGCUGCUUCGGUCGCACGCGCAAGUGACGUUUUCGCCGUCCAGUGCGCGGUUCCUCAUGCUCACCAAGCUCCUCCAGCGCAUGGCGAGUCCAGGGCCCAUGGGCGUCCUUACGCUCUGCCCGGUGCUGCCCGACCGCACGCACAACGCGCAUGUGCAGGAGAUUCUAUCGCAUCUCAUGGCGUGCGACGGUGCGUUGGCGACGCCUGCGAUCGAAUGCCUCAAGAUGUUUCAGCUCUACAUCCUCUCGCAAGCCAUUGAGCUCACCAAGAGCAGCGACGACGACGAGAGGCCGCGCCGCGCGCACGACCGCGUCGUCGUUCAAGAUGCCGUGCUGCAGUACAGCAACCUCUUUCUAAGCUCGUGCCGCGAACGCCUCGAAGCCCAAGAGCCAGCGCUGACGCAGUCGAUGGUCGGCGAGCUCUUGCCGUGGUUUGUCAGCGGUCUCUGCCUCCUCCGGCGCCAAGUGUGGCUUGCACGACCGAUGCUGCCCAAGCUCACGCGGCUUUUGCGCGUCCUCGACGUUGUCGCUGGCCAAAGCGACGUGCUGUGCAAGGCCGAGAAGCGGUUUCUCGCGCUUGAUAAGCGCUUGCACGCGUAUGCGGCGCGCGUCGACGACGUCGGCAAGUGGCAAGUCGAUGCGUCGCCGCGCCGCGUCCAAAAGCAGCUCUACAACGUCUUCUCGAAACUCUACACGGGCGAGAAGGACCACUUCGAAGGCCAAAUUGGGUUUCAGUUUGAGGCUGUCGCGUCCUUCACCAUCGUGGCGCUCGGUCGGUCGGUCAACCCCGCGCGGAACGGCGGCGUCCUCCUCCACGCGCACACGAUUCGGCUCUGGGACGAAGCCAGCCAAGCGCUCUUGGCGUCGAUCAGCGUCGGCCCCGUCGCCAAGCGCGAUGGCCUCGGGUAUGUGUACGAGCCGUUGCCGUCGAGCGUCCGGCUCUGUCAAGGCAAGCUGUACCGGCUCACGACGCAAGAGUUUGCCAACGGCGGCGACCCUUGGUACAAGAAGGAGAACCUCCCGGACGAAGAGUACGACGGCAGCUUCAUCAAGAUUCUGCGCGACUGCUACGCGUCGGGAUCGUCGGGAUUUCCGAAUUCGCAAAACUUGACGGGCGCCGCUUACGGCGUCCCGACGUUCCUUGUCGAAGAAGACAACCCGAUGGACACGCUGCCGCCGAUCGUCCCGAUGGACGGUGUCCUUGGCCUCAAGUUCAACGGCAAGCGCAAGGCGCACUCGAUGAGCUUGGGCCACCUCGGGAAUGCAGUCACAGUCACGGGCGAGUCCGAGUACUGGCGGUCGUGCUUUGCCACGUGCACGUUUGUCGCCGGUAUCCACACGAUCGAGUUUGUCGUCAAGAGCAGUCGCGUCGGCGGCGGCGUCUCAGGCCACGUGGUCGUCGGUGUCGAAGCGGUCUCGGACGCGCUUCGACACCCCAUCAGCGCCGUCUUUCUCGGCCAAGACGCUGCGUACGCCAGUAUCGGCUGGAUGCCAGCGAUCGGCGCCGUCUGGGUUUACGGGACCCGCCAUGCGUACGGGCCGCGCAUCACGCUGCACCAUGGCGACAUUUGCAGUCUCACGAUCGACUUUGAUGCCAACACAUUGGCGUUUGCGUACAAUGGCACGUCGCUCGGGUCCGCGCCGCUUGGCGAUCUCACGUUUCCAACUGCGUGCUUGCCAGCUGUGUCGGUCUACGGCCUCCACGACGUGGUCGAGAUCCGCACCGGUGGUAUCGCCAAGUCGACUCUGCAGCUGCCGUGGCUCUUGGAUGUUCUCGAGACGACAGCGUCGCUGGCCGGGCGUGUCACGGGCACACUCAUCUCGGGCCCACCGGUGGAUGGCGUCGAAGAGGAGCUCCAGCCGUGGUUGCAGUCCAAGCUGCUCUCGGGUGGGAUUGCCGACUCGUCGUCGUCGACAACGUCCAUGAAUUGGGCCACGGCCGUCAAGCAAGAGUGGGCCGAGUGCGCCGACCCGUUGUUUGCGCUCGUUGACGAGAAGCGACGGCCGCGCAAAGACUCGAUGAAGAUGUGCCGGCCGCUCGAGACGAACGACGGUCUCUGGAGCGACGCGGCGUUCACGCGGUCGCUGCCAACGGUGGCGCAUGUCAUUGUCGGGUGGCUCGAAGACGCGGCGCCGGACGUGUCCAUGUGGCGUCGCCAGGAAAAGUACCCGAAAGCCGAGCACUACAUGUUUGCUGCGCUCAUCAAACACGCGCCGCCACCUCUCGUGCAGGAAGCCAAGGCCGUCGUCGCGGCCUCCGAGACGGUCGCGCGCAUCGUGCCGUCGCCCGAGAUGCUCGUGCUGUGGCGGAGCAUCCUCACGCUGCGCCACUGGCUCAUCAAGAUGAAGCACGAGUACAAGGCCAAGCUCGGCGCCGAAGAAGACGACAAGCGACUUGGUCGGGUCGAAGCCACGUCGUCCGAGAUACCGACCGGCCUCGACGCGACGUUCACGCCUCCCAAGCAGUUUGCUACGUUUGUCGACCACGUCAUUGACCGCGCGCGCUUCCUCUGCAGCGUCGAGCCGCCGUCCGGCGAGUACACACAAUGGGGCCUGAGCUCGCAAGUCGCGCUCUCAAAUUUGGCCGAAAAAUGGAGUGCGACGCAGACGCCGCCGUCACUGCAGCCCAUGGUGGAUCGCUGGCGGUCGCUCUCAGACUCGGACUCGCGCAAGUGGUCGGGGCUCGUCCAAGUGCUACGCGCACAGCACAAGUGGCGCACAGAGACUAGAAGCAAGCGGAAACCAAGCGACCCGACGCUGGCCGAUGACGCAGCCGACGACGACGACGACCCGGACGACGCGCACGAUGAGGCCUACCUCAGCGCGAUGGUCAAAGCCUGCGACCUCUACGUCCGGCACGGCGUUGGCGCGCCGCCCGCCAUCUUGGAUGCGCUUCUCGAACGCCGCUAUGCGCGGUCGGAAGCGCGCAUCUUUGGCCUUGACGCCAUGCGCAGUGUGCUUGGGAGCCUCUCGUUCGACUCGGCGCGCUACGGCGCGCUUCUCUUCCUCCGGCCGGCGCUGCGCGGGUUCACUGACGAUGAAAAGCUGGCGCGCGAGACGCACGUCGAGCACUCGGAGCCGUCGCAUCCGAUCGCGUUCCGACCGACCGUGCGGCACCACUACCUCAAGGGCCUCGAAGGCUGUGUGAGCAAGGUGCUUGACGACGUCCAAGCAAGCUUUGCCGAUCUGUACACGCUCUUGGCGUCCAUGCUCGCGAAGGCGACGUCGCCACUCUUGCAGCAGAGCCUCAUGUGCGCGUGGGCGCUUGACUUUGAGCCCCGCGACCACGAGUUCUUGCUGCGCGCCGACAUUAUCGCGCAUUUGAGCAAGCUCUGGAGCGUGAGCGCGCGCCGGGACGACGCGACCGCCGAGCUCUCGCAGCUGCCGCAGGUCAAUACCGAGUGGUACGCACUCUCGGAGAGCUACGUGCGGGACGGCAUGUUGGCCACUGGUGACGUCGCCAAGCGCAACAUCCUCACUGUGGUCCGGCAAGCGCCCGCCAUUGCGCAAGCGCUCUGGCCGCAGAAGUCGGGUAGUCUCAACAGCAGCAAGAGUCUCACGGGCUCGUCGACCGUGUCCAUGUACGCGGCCUUCCUUCGCAGCCUCACGACGCGACUCAAGUGGUGCAAGCCGUCCGAGCUCGGGCACAAGGUGCUGCAGCUCAACGUGAGCGACGAUGUCGUCAGCACGGUCGACCUCCCCGCGCUACCGCCGUCCCUGCCGUCGUCGUUUUGCUUUGAGCUCUGGAUGCUGCCCCACGAACUCUCGGGAUACAGCACCUUGCGCAGCGACCACGGGUUCCUCGACGGGUCGGUGCACAUUGAGCUCGUCGAGCGGCAGCUGCAAGUCGCCAUCGCGGGGGCGGUCCCGCGUGAGAUGCUCUUUGCGUUUGAGUUUCACUGCGCGCUGUGGCAGCACGUCGCUGUGAGCUACGACCACGACGCCAAGUCGCUCUCGUUGUACGUGAAUGGUCUCUUGGCCGAGAAAAAACACUACAUGAAGGCCGCGACCAAGGUCCUGUGGCGCGCCGGUCGGCUCGGGAGCUGGCUGCCCGACCCGACCAACAGUGGCGUUGUCCAGCGCAAGUUCAAAGGCUAUUUCUCGCAGUUGCGGCUCUGGCAAGGCGCGCGGUCGCAGACUGAGAUCCUCGCCAACUUGCACCGGCGACAGCCCUUUGCAACGCCGCAGCCUCUCUGGAGCUGGCACCUCGACGAAGGCGACGGCGAGCUCUCGCUUGUUGAGACGAGCCAUGCGAAUCCCGCGGGCUGGAACGCGUUGCUCACCAAGUGCCAGUGGAGCCGCACCAACGUGCCCCUCUGGUCGCACGUGGCUUCGGCGCGCGACUGGCGCACGCUCCGUGACGGCAUGACGCGUCUCCAGCGUCACUUUCGGUCGUCGCAAUCGUCCAAGUGGGUGCGCCAUGUCACAUGCGUCCAGACGCAGAUCCAGGCUCUCGAGGCCGUGGAAGAUCACUUUGUGUUCUCAGACGACGAAGGCGAUGCGGGCGCAUCGUUGCCGCCGUUGCCGCGCAGCUACGACGAAGCGGUGCUCUCACGGCGGCUGGUGCAAGACGCAGCGUACCUUGCGUUUCAGUACUUGGGCAUCGUGGCCAUCUCGGGCAUCCGCGAGCGCUGUGAAGUUGAAGCCAUUCAAUCUGCGCUCAGUGCCAAGAAGCGUCGGCAAGAAAAAGCGUCGGUGGUCGCACCGCUUCGGGAAAAGCAGAAGUCCGACUUGAGCGAUGCGGCCAAGUCGGCGGCGGCGGCAUCGGCGCUCGAGCUGCCGAUUGCGCAGCGUCUCUGGUUCUCGAUCGAGCUCCACCGCAAGGUGUUUGAGAUGGUCGAGAAGGAGCUCAGCGCUGCGACACGCAUCUUGCACGACGCCGAGCACCUCAUUCGCGCGCAGCAGCCGUCCAUGCUGCGCUCGCUCUCAACGCCGAUCCCGAUCGUGAUGGCGGCCAACCUCAACGAGGUGCUCGAGCCGUUGGAGAUCGAGAGCCUCGUCUUCUCGCUGCUCCGGUUUCUCUUUUCGCAGAGUCAUACGUACCCCGCGAUCGAGCACGUGACGAAACCGAGCAUGCUUCGGGAGUUUGUGAUGCUUCUCCGGCUCGGGUCGCCCCGCGUCCAGCGCAUGGUGCAGCUCAUUCUUCGGCAAGUGGCGCCGUCCGUGGCACCGAGUCAGAUCGGCGCGCUGCUCGGCACAGAGUCGGUGUUCCUCGACACGCUCUUGGACCGCGUCUCGGACUCGAUCUGCAGCGGCGUCUCGAGUCUCAACAGUACCAUCUCGCAGUCGAUGACCGAGUCGCUCUCGAAUCCGUUGGGAUUCCAAACCGGCCAGAUCUACUUGACGCUUGCGUCCGAGGCGGUCGCGCUGCUUCGGCUGCUCCUCAACACGCCCAACUGGCGCACCAAGGUGGCCGAUGUCCUCGGGCUCGCGAUUCGCAAGGCCGCGCCGAUCGUGAGCGCGCUUCCGUCGCUCGAGAGCAACUUACGCGCGCGGACGACGGUGCUACGGGCCCUCGGUGCGCUCUGCGUGCUCGGUGCGCACUCGGACUGCUUCCGCAUUGGCGGCAAGGUGCACGUGGUCACCGGUGACACGGCGCCGCCACUGGUCGCUACGCUCAUCCACCGCGUGCAAGCCACGGCCCGCGUCGUCUUUGACGAAGACGACAACGUCCAAGACGUGGCGUGGCAUGCGGUGACGCCGAUCGAAGAGAUGCAGCUGGCGCCGUCGGUCGGGCCGACCAUUUUUAGCUUGGAGCUCAUGCCAAUUUUGCUGCAGUUUGCGAGCCUUGACGACGACGCGUCCUUGUGGCGAGCGCAGAUCCGGUCGCGCGCGCUCUUGGCGUUGCAGUCGUUCUUGCGCCACUCGACGAUGCAGCACGAGGCCGUGACGACGCUCUCGAGUCUCUUGGCGACGGCGCUGACGCCCUUGCAUCUCGCACAGUUUGUGAGCGUCGUCGACCUGCAAGAGCGGAGUCGCAGCAUCCUCUCGCGCCUCAUUGAAGCGUCGACGCCCUUGGGCCCACAGAUGUUUCGCGGUGUGCCCGAGCCGGUUGCGCCGGUCGUUGUGGAUCCGCCGCCGUCAACGUCAACGUCGUCGUCGUCGCUGGACACGGUGCCACCGACGCGACAGGGCUUUGCCUCGACGCUGGCAGCGAUGGGGUUUGAAAUGGAACUGUGCUUGGCCGCGCUCGAGCACGCCCGUGACGACCCGAACGCCGCUGUCGAGUGGCUCAUGGGCGAGCCCGCGGAACGCUUCCGGCAGCAGCAGCGGCAGCGCGAGGCGCAUGCAGCGGCGGCGAGGGCGACCGUUGCCGUGCAGGACGCCUCGCGCGACGAAAAGAUACGCGAUUUGCAGCUCAUUUCGGGCUGUCCGCCACGGCUGAUCCUCAUGGCGCUCGACCUCUGCGGCCAAGACUCGAACCGCGCCGUCGAGUGGCUCAUGGAGCACGGCCGGCGCUUCUCGACGCCGUUGAAUCUUCAAACGGACGCGUUUUGCCACGCGUCGGACGCGUCACUUGAUGACGCCGCCGCGCUGGAAGUCGCCGAGCAGCCCGACAUGCUCCUCCUCGAAGCUACCUCGGGCACGGAUGACGCACCGGCGUUGGUCGACACGGGUCUCAUGGCGGCGACGCUGGCACCGAUUUUGGCGCGGCUGCCGUCGGGGGCAAUCGCACCCUUGGACCCCAGUUACCUUCCGACCAACCUCGUCUUGACGGUCGCCGAGACGGUGGGCCCGGUGCCGCGGCUCUCAAGCGCCGGCCGGUCCGGGACGCUCGUGCGCUGCCACCCGUCCCACGGCGUGCUGCUCGCGUUCCUCAACACGGAGAACGGCGCGAUGGAAGAGGCGUACGUAGCGCCAACGCACGCAAAACGCUGGAUCAAAGUGUUUGACGAACCGCUCGUCGACGUGCAGAGCAUCUACGCGGUCGCGCUGCGAACCGAGCAAGCGCUCUCGACGUACUACGCCCGCCACGCGAUCGUCGGACUGGUCAUGGCCACGUCCGACCCGCUCCAAGUCCUCGCGAUGGUCGGUGGCGCCUCGUCGUUUGUCCAGCUGCUCAAACUCGUGGCCGCCGGGUCCUUUGCAGCGCAAGACGUGGGGCACAUUGCGCCGCUCAAAGACGCGCUCGAGACCAAGCUCGUGGCGCUCGUCGCGAUCGAGAAGAGUCCGGUGACGCCCGUGCUCGUCGCCGAGUGCAUUCAACACUUUGUCGAUUCGACCAAAGUGGCCCAAGAAGGGUCGCCGACAACGAGCGUCGAUGUCGAGUCCUUGCACCCGUACUACCACCGUGCCGAGUACAUUGCAGUCGUCCACGGCCCGAGUGCACCGACCGUGCGCGUCAUCUUCGACAAGCGGAGCCUCUUGGUGGGCAAGACGACGCUCAGUUUGUACGCUGACGUCGACUGCAAGCAGCAACUCGCAACGUUCUCGGCGACCAAGCCGUUCACGGACGUGUGGGUGCCCCAAGCGACGUUUUGGCUCAAGUUUUCUGCGGCCGAAGAAAACGAGGCAGCGACGAGCUACGGCUUUCGGCUGCAGGUGCAGGCGGUGCCCAGUAUUCAAUGGCGCAACGAAGCCGACGUGCUCACGCAGCCGUCGCUCGAGUAUGCGUGCUGGCUCCUCGAGUUCCUCUUGCAGCGCGUCUCGCCGCCGUCGGUGCACAACGACUGCGUCUACGGCGCGCUGGUGCAGUACCUCCAGUCGCCGCGGGCUCCGAAGAAACACAAGGUCAUUCAGCUUCUUUUGCAGCUCCUCGCCAACAUCUCGGCGUUCGCUACGCUGCCAGACUUGACGCCGCUUCAGCGCAUGGGCCAACUCGCACUGGCGCAAGCGCAGAGUGAGCUCAAGAAGGGCAAGCCGUUUGUGUCGUCGCAUCUGUUGCAGCUUCUCGAACUCGCGGUCGUUGUCCAACACGCGAGCGCCGACGUGCCGAGGUUGGUGACGCCGAUCGCGCCGCCGUUGCUCGUGCCUUCGGAAGCGCCAAAUCUCCUGCUCGUCAUCUACGAGACCAUGCAGCUGGCCGCGCAUCUAGCCCAAGACCCCUCGGCGCCGCUCUCGCAGGACCUCGUCACGCUUCUCUGGCUCGAUGUGCACGGUGCGUCGACCGUCGUCGAGGACGCCACGCGCGGCGAGACUGUGUACCCCGGGGCCCACUCGCUUCGGGUGUGCCUCGAUGCGCGCUUGACCGAGUACGACGGUCUCGAGAUGGCGUCGGCCAUCGUGCCCGACGACGGUGUCGACGACGCGGCCAUUGUUUGGACACCGAUCGUCGUCACCGAGGUGAUGGAAAUCGCUGGCAACGCCGUCCGGUACACUUAUACGCCGCGUGCGACGUCGCCAAGGCUUUCGAUGACGAUCACGGCGGUGGGUCUGGCUCUGGAACGGCAGCUGGCGCGCUGCAGCCUCCAGUCCCUCGAGGCGAGUCUGGCGGCGUUGCAAGCUAUGCGAUGGACCAACGCCAUGGACGCGCAGCUCGUCGACUGGGUCAAUUUGCACAUGGAGAACCCGUUGCUCGACGGCAGCGGCCCCGCGACCGACUUGGCGCCGGCCGACAUUCGCAUCCAUCCGACCUUGGACGGGCUUCGGUGCUCGCUGCUUUUGCAUCUGCCGCUCUCGACCAUUCAGCUCCGGUACGCACUGCUGCGCUGCUUCAACGCGCGGCUUGCAGCGUGCAUGCCACUGCUCGACCUCAGCGACGUCACGUCGUCGUGGUCCAUUGCCCACAAGCUGCGGUCGCUGAGCCACUGCAUCUUUUUCGAAGCCAAGCAAAAGGUCGUCGAGGCCGCGAUCGAAGCCACGGGCGUGGCCACCGAGACGACCAACGCCAACGCGACGGCGCGCAUCACGCUCGAUCGGCUACGCGCGCUCGAGUCCCGCGAAGACCGCGAGGUGGAGCCGUCGGUCUCCGAGUGUUUCUUCGCGCAAGCGUUCCGGCAGCUGCAGAGCGUCGACACGAAAGCCCUUCGGCGCAAAAUCGACAGCAAAGGCCGGCUCUUCAGCGUCAAAUUCCGCGGCGAGGAGGGCGUCGACUGGGGCGGCGUGUACCGUGAAGGCACCAACUCGAUGGUCGACGACCUCUUCGGUGCGCACUUCGCCCUGUUUCUGCUGUGUCCCAACGGCCAGCACAACACUGUGCUCUCUCAUCAUAUUGUCGUGUGGGCUAGGGCUCAACCGAGGCAUGUACCUUCCCAACAGCCGGUGCACGUCGCCGGUAGCGAUUCAAAUGCUCGAAUUCGUUGGCAAAUUGCUCGGCAUUUCCCUACGGACCCGCGGCGACUUUCCGUUUGCAUUUUGCCCGCUCGUGUGGAAGCACCUCUUGCAGCAGCCGGUGGACCGCGCCGACCUCGAGGGCACGGACGCGCUCCUCGUCCAGAUGCUCGAUGGGAUCCGCGACUGCGAGGCCGACGGGAUCACAAACGACGCGCAGUUUCAGACCGCGUUUGCCGACUUGGAGCUGCGCUUUACGACCUUUGGCUCGAACGGGCAGCUCGUCGAGCUCGUCCCGAACGGCGCUUCGCUUGCCGUGACCUUUGCCAACCGAAGCGAGUACUGCCGGCUCGUGGAAAGCUACCGCUUGCACGAAGUCGACGUUCAAUGCAACGCGAUGCGGCGAGGGCUCGCAGCGCUCUUCCCGCUGCGGGUAUUGACGCUUCUCACGUGGCAAGAGAUGGAGAUGCUGACGUGCGGCAGCCCAAAGAUCGACAUUGCGAUCUGGCGCCAGCACACGCGCUACGAUGGCUACACGGAGCACGACGAGACAGUCCAGCUCUUCUGGGACGUCAUGGCGUCCUUCUCGGACGAGCAGCGCUCCGACUUUGUGCGCUUUGCGUGGGGCCGGUCGCGCCUUCCCCGGGGCAAGUGGCCGCAGCCGUUCAAGCUCACGAAAAAGGGCGGGCGCGACGCCGCGUUGAGCUUGCCAGUCGCCCACACGUGCUUCUUCUCGGUCGAGCUGCCGCCGUAUACGACCAAGCAAAAGAUGCACGAGAUGCUGCUGGCGACCAUCAACUUUGGCCUCGGCGGUAUCCUUAUCGCGUAGCCUAACACGACGAUAAGACUAGCAUGACUGUUGCAC
This is a messenger RNA of Saprolegnia diclina VS20, 13280 nucleotides long. RefSeq lists its product as hypothetical. The transcript is spliced from 7 exons. The coding region runs from base 26 to 13249 and encodes 4407 amino acids. Lineage: Eukaryota; Oomycota; Saprolegniomycetes; Saprolegniales; Saprolegniaceae. Gene Ontology annotation, molecular function: protein binding; ubiquitin-protein transferase activity. The record is from RefSeq and is a predicted model, not a curated record.